Molecule: messenger RNA, 910 nt
Organism: Eucalyptus grandis
Lineage: Eukaryota; Viridiplantae; Streptophyta; Magnoliopsida; Myrtales; Myrtaceae
Product: calmodulin-binding protein 60 D-like
Exons: 2
Coding region: 158-910 (250 amino acids)
Biological process (GO): regulation of salicylic acid biosynthetic process
Cellular component (GO): nucleus
Molecular function (GO): DNA-binding transcription factor activity; calmodulin binding; sequence-specific DNA binding
Source: RefSeq, a predicted model, not a curated record
CAAGUCUGACAUUCGUAUGAAGUAGUAACUAAAAUGUUACAUAUGGAUAUGUGUCUAUUUGUUACAAAUAAGUCCACAAGACAGCCGUUGUUCAAGGUGUCAGUUUUUCAUGGUGUAGUUGCAUCGGGGAUGCUCUCAAAGAUGUGGUACAACAGGUAUGCUCAACAGAGAAUGGUGUUCAAAAACAGGUAAGAUAAACAAAGUUCAUCGAAUUUACACUUUGUCUGAGACAUAUCCCUUCUGCUUAACUUUUUUUGAGGUCUCCAACUUUGGCAAUUCUGCUGUUGGCGUUAUUUGCCAGACGGAAGCAGUGGAGCUUGCAAACAUUCACUCUUCCCACCUUGCAAGGGCUAAUGGUAAAUCUACCGCAAAGAAUGAUGCGAGAAACUUACGGCUUCAACUUCGAAACAAACUUGCACUUCCUCUAGUUACUGAAAAGAAACUAGAAGGAGAGGGUGGUGCUCGCAUUUCCGUUGCGUUGAUCGAUGCGGAUACAGGGGAUGUCGUUACGUCAGGGCCAGAAGCCUCCAUCAAGUUGAACGUCGUUGUGCUUGAAGGUGACUUCAACAAAGACGAUGAGGAAAAUUGGGCUCCAGAAGAUUUUGAUAGCUACGUGGUUAAAGAACGAGAAGGAAAGGGGCCGCUUUUGAAAGGAAAGCUCCAAGUGAAGCUCAAGGCUGGUGUUGGGGAGCUGGGAGACUUGAUGUUUACUGACAAUUCCAGCUGGAAUCGAAGCAAAAGUUUCAGGAUAGGGCUCAAAGUGGCAUCGCGUGAUAGUAAGACUACACGAAUCCGAGAAGCAAAAACAGAUGCCUUUCCCGUUAGGGAACGUAGGACACAAGGUAUUUAUAAUAAUUUUUCAGUAUCGCAUUUUUAUGGUGAAAUCAUAAAACUUGUUAUAUUAAUAUAG